AUGAGCGAUCGUUAUUACAAUCGCUUCCUCGGUAGCCCCAAUGCCGCUGCCGCGGCUCCUUCAGAGGACAACGAAGAUGACAUCAGACAACACGCUGAGCAAUAUGCAAGAAGUGGCCUUGACGUGAGAGGUCCUUCUAUGUCUACCGACGCAGUCGAUCGUCUCUGUUUUCUCGAAGACAUGGCUGACGAUGAGCUUCUCAGUGCUGUUGUUGAUCGCCCUUUACUCAUGAAAAAAAUAAUGAUGUUGAUGCCCGAUCAAGAUGUACUUCAGGAUGUCAAAGACAAACCCUUUCUCCAUCGCCAGAUUAUCAAAGCGUCUCACCCACGUCUUUUGCUUAAGUUUUUCCUCGAAGCCGUACACGCAAAGGUGUUUUCACUCCCACAGAUACAAAGCAUCCAAAAGGAUCUCUACAAAGCCUCGCGCAGCGGUUAG
Seminavis robusta is the source of this 435-nucleotide messenger RNA. The record is from the annotation of a GenBank genome assembly. Lineage: Eukaryota; Bacillariophyta; Bacillariophyceae; Naviculales; Naviculaceae.